CUGCUAGAUUGAAAUUCCUAGGUUGAAUUAGUGAACGCGGAUUUCAGGCUAUAUCAUUUCAUCCUGAUGAUCGUAGGCUACGUUCAUUGGUAGAAGAUAGCGCUAAGACGCCGUGGGACAAGGCUGUGAGACGACGCCGCUCCUUCCAGUGGCUCGCGGUAGAGGUUGAGAUUCUCGUGCUUGAGUCGCGUUUCAUGAUUAGACGACGAUGCAGCCGCUAGGUAGGUGACUGCCAGGGGGAAUAACGGAAAUCAGUCGUCGCCUUCCUUUUCACCGGCAACCAUCCUUCUACCCCUGAUUCAAUUCUGUGCUACACUAGUCUAGGCUGUUAGGACGGAGAGAAUCUGCUGGAGUUCUGCCGAUACGAUACCUAAGUAUUCCCAGUAGCUCGAGUUCCGACAUGGCGACGCGGAAUCGCACAGCCGUUUUCAUGAAACAUCGAGAUGCUCUCAAGUCAACCAGGCCGAACGCCGGAUCUACAGCAGCAGCUCGCGAUCUCGAUCAGGCGGAGAAGGGAUGGGGGAAGGCGAGAAAAGGAGGAGGCUAUGUCCAGCUGACUCGAUUAGACACGGGAGACAGGCUUUCCGCAGGGACGUCAGGAGCAGCAGCGUCGCAACCAGCCAGUUCCGGUGGGUUGGGAAGCCCGGGCCUACCCCCUGUGUGGGUAGAUGUGUCUGAUAAGAUCAAGGAGGAUAUGCAGCGGAUUAGGGGGAAGAUGGGUGAGCUCGCGAAAGUCCAGGCACGCGCUCUGCUACCGACGUUCGACACGGAUGAUGCGCGGGGGAAGAAGAACGAGCAUGAGCGAACUAUGGAGGUGCUCACAGCUGAGAUUACACGGUCUUUAAAGACGUGCGAGCAGCGGCUGCAGCGGCUGUCGCAAAAGGAUGCCACGUCAGCGGGGAAUGCGGCCAUUGCACGCAAUGUUCAGAGAUGCAUGGCCACCGACUUGCAACAACUCUCCAUGGAUUUCCGCAAGCAGACAAAGCAGUAUCUACGGCGACUGCAGCAGCAGCAGCAGCCACAAGAAAAGGCUGUGCUGGGCCGUGCUGGUGCUGGUGGGUCGUCAGGCAGGCUACAUGAAGUGUCGUCAAGCUCAACGCAAACAGAUGAUGAUGACUACUUUGACCCGGAGUUUGAGGAGCGGCAGUUGCUGCGAGUGAGGCAGAUGGAGAACGUCACAGCAGAGAGGGAGAAGGAAAUCCAAGAGAUAGUGCAAUCGGUGCAUGACCUCGCGCAGAUCAUGAAGGACAUUUCAGUGCUUGUCAUUGAUCAGGGAACCAUUGUUGACCGUAUUGAUUACAACAUCCAAAACAUAAGUGCAAAUGUGGAUAAGGGUGUGGAGGAGCUAAAAAAGGCUGAGAAGACCCAGAAGCAAUCAGCCCUCAUCUUCUGCAUACUUGUCCUUGUGGUUGCGGUUCUGGCCCUCUUUGUCAUUCUCAUCCUCAAGAAGCUCAUAUUUUGAUGAUACUCUCUCUGCAUCUCUUGUGGCCAAACGAGUGGCAUAAUUCGCGGAUAAGCUGCUACCCCGCGUGGAGCAGUAUGAAGUGAAUGGGUUUCGUACAGGUGCCCACAUUGUCGGCUAUAAGAGAUUCUUCCUUGAGUGUGCUUCGACAAGUUAAGGGUGCGCAUCAGUUUAUGCCCAGUGACUUAGUACACACACCCUGAACGUGUUCUCCUGUUGCCUCCUGUCGGGCUCAUCUCUUGGUUAUUGCCAAGUUGUAGUGAAACUUGUCGUCCGUAUGAACGUUGAGAAUGCACCCUCACCCU
Molecule: messenger RNA, 1767 nt
Organism: Closterium sp. NIES-67
Lineage: Eukaryota; Viridiplantae; Streptophyta; Zygnematophyceae; Desmidiales; Closteriaceae
Source: the annotation of a GenBank genome assembly